UCACAAAUCAAACUCAGACGACAGUUCUGUAGGAAAAGGAGAUUGGAAGAAGAAAAAUAAGCAUUUCUGGCAGAACUUUCGAAAGAACCAGAAAGGAAUAAUGAGGCACACUUCAAAAGGAGAAGACGUUGGAUACGUUGCAAGUGAGAUAACAAUGAGUGAUGAAGAACGCAUUCAGCUCAUGAUGAUGGUUAAAGAAAAGAUGAUCACCAUUGAGGAGGCACUGGCCAGGCUCAAAGAGUACGAGGCGCAGAACCGGCAGUCAGCUACCUUGGACCCUGCUGACUGGCCAGACGGUUCCUACCCGACGUUUGAUGGCUCCUCGAACUGCAAUUCAAGAGAACAAUCGGAUGAUGAGACCGAGGAGUCGGUGAAGUUUAAGAGGUUACACAAGCUGGUAAACUCCACUCGCAGAGUCAGAAAGAAACUAAUUAGGGUGGAAGAAAUGAAAAAACCCAGCACUGAAGGUGGGGAGGAGCAGGUGUUGGAGAAUUCCCCGGUCCUGGAUGAAAGGUCUGCCCUUUACUCUGGAGUGCACAAGAAGCCAUUUUUCUUUGAUGGCUCUCCUGAGAAACCUCCCGAUGACUCAGACUCCACAUCUCCAUCUCCAUCAUCUAGCAGCCUGGACACCUGGGGAGCUGGCCGGAAGCUGGUCAAAACCUUCAGCAAAGGAGAAAGUCGGGGCCUGAUUAAGCCCGCCAAGAAGAUAGGGACGUUCUUCUCCUAUCCAGAAGAAGAAAAGGCCCAGAAAGUGUCCCGCUCCCUCACUGAGGGGGAGAUGAGGAAGGGUCUCGGGUCCCUGAGCCACGGGAGAACCUGCAGUUUUGGAGGAUUUGACUUGACAAAUCGUUCCCUGCACACUAGCAGUAAUAAUUCUGACCCGAUGGGUAAAGAAGGAGAUUUUGUGUACAAAGAAGUAAUCAAAUCACCCACUGCCUCCCGCAUCUCUCUUGGAAAAAAGGUGAAAUCAGUGAAAGAGACAAUGAGGAAGAGAAUGUCUAAAAAAUACAGCAGCUCUGUCUCUGAGCAGGACUCAGGACUUGAUGGAAUGCCAGGCUCCCCUCCACCUUCCCAGCCUGACGUGGAACACGUGGACAAACCCAAGCUCAAAGCCGGAGGUUCUGUGGAAAGUCUUCGGAGUUCUCUGAGUGGGCAGAGCUCGAUGAGUGGUCAGACGGUAAGUACCACCGAUUCCUCAACCAGCAACAGGGAAAGUGUCAAGUCGGAAGAUGGUGAUGAUGAAGAGCCGCCCUACCGGGGCCCGUUCUGUGGGCGCGCCAGGGUGCACACGGACUUCACCCCCAGCCCCUACGACACAGACUCGCUCAAGCUCAAGAAAGGAGAUAUCAUUGACAUCAUCAGCAAACCACCCAUGGGCACCUGGAUGGGCCUGUUGAACAACAAAGUGGGCACCUUCAAAUUCAUUUACGUGGAUGUGCUGAAUGAAGAGGAGGAGAAGCCCAAGCGGCCCACCAGGAGGAGGAGGAAAGGAAGACCACCCCAACCCAAGUCCGUGGAAGACCUCCUGGACCGGAUCAACCUGAAAGAGCACAUGCCCACUUUCCUCUUCAAUGGCUAUGAAGAUUUAGACACCUUCAAGCUUCUGGAGGAGGAAGACCUGGAUGAGUUGAAUAUCAGGGACCCAGAACACAGAGCUGUUCUCUUGACAGCAGUGGAGCUGUUACAGGAAUAUGAUAGUAACAGUGACCAGUCAGGAUCCCAGGAGAAGCUGCUUGUUGACAGCCAGGGCCUGAGUGGACGCUCCCCACGAGACUCAGGAUGCUACGAAAGCAGCGAGAACCUGGAAAAUGGCAAGGCUCGGAAGACUGGCCUCCUAUCUGCUAAGUCAUCAACCGCGUCCAGCUUGAAGUCUUUCAGCAGGAGCCAGCUGGGCAACUACCCCACGCUGCCUUUGAUGAAGUCUGGGGACGCGCUCAAGCAGGGAGAGGAGCGCAGGCUGGGUGGUGGCCUCGCCCCCGACACCUCCCUGUGCUGCGACCCGCCCUGCGUGACCAGUUUCAAUAAAAACCGACGAAGCCUCCCUGUUUCCAUCUGUCGGAGCUGUGAGACCCUGGAGGCCCCCCAGACUGUGGAAUCAUGGCCCCGAUCCCAUUCCCUGGAUGACCUUCAAGGAGAGCCUGGUGCUGAGCAAGAUGUGCCUACUCAGGUGACAGGACCCACCCCUCCGACUGUACCAGAAGUGCCACAGAAGACAGCGGCCUCCUCUGCCAAGGCCCAGCCCCCAGAGCAGGACUCUGCUGUUGACAGUGUGCUGCUACUGACCCAAAGCAAGAGAUUUUCUGAACCUCAGACAGCGACUACUAAGAAACUGGAUGGCUCCAUGGCAGCCUCUUGCCACAGCCUCUCCCCUCCCCAGUGUUUGCCCAGAAGCCACGAUUCCCGGCCUCCUGGAGCUAAACACGCUUUAGCAAGGACACCUCUUGAGGGUCCCAGGAAAGGACAUGAUUUUGAAGGAACAUGCCAUCCCCCGGGCACCAAAGAAGGGGUAGAUGCUGAGCAGAGGGUCCCUGAGCCAAGAACGCAGCCAAAAAAUCCAUCACAGCCUCCACCUGUUCCUGCCAAAAAGAGCAGAGAACGCCUGGCUAAUGGACUCUACCCUGUGCCUAUGGGCCCUGCUGGGACCCUGCCCAGUCCGAAUGCUCCAUGCCUACCCCUGAAAAAGGCCAGCCCCGCCAGCCCCGCCAGCCCCACCAGCCCCACCAGCCCCAGUGACUGUCCCUCAGCACAGGUUCCUAGGCCUCCCACGGGGCAGGAGCCUGGCAGCCCAGCAAGCACAAGACCACCCCCCUGGCUCUCAGAGCUCCCAGAGAACACGAGCCUUCAGGAGCAUGGCGUGAAGCUGGGCCCAGCUCUGACCAGGAAGAUCUCCUGUGCCCGGGGAGUCGAUCUAGAAAUGCUCACUGAAAACAAGCUACAUGCCGAAGGCAUCGACCUCACCGAGGAACCCUAUUCUGAUAAGCAUGGCCGCUGUGGGAUUCCUGAAGCCCUGGUACAGAGAUAUGCAGAAGACUUAGAUCAGCCCAAGAGGGACAUCGCCACCAACAUGGACCAGAUCCGGGUGAAGCUGCUUCGGAAGCAGCACCGCAUGGCAAUCCCAAGUGGUGGACUCACGGAAAUCUGUAGAAAGCCCCUGUCUCCUGGGUGCAUUUCAUCUGUGUCAGAUUGGCUCAUUUCCAUCGGUCUGCCCAUGUACACCAGCACUCUCUCUGCAGCAGGGGUCAGCACACUGAGCCAAGUGCCUUCUCUGUCCCACACUUGCCUUCAGGAGGCCGGCAUCACAGAGGAGAGACACAUAAGAAAGCUCGUGUCAGCAGCCAGACUCUUCAAACUGCCGCCAGGCCCCGAGGCCAUGUAGCCAGGCCUGUAGAGGACCUCCCUGGACAAAGAGCCACCCUUUCACUGUGCUCAUGAUGCUGAUGCAAUUCCUCUAACUCUGGACAUGCAGACCAGAUCCAGAAGAAAGGCCCAGCCUGUGGCCGAACAGUGCACAAAACCUUGGCACAGGACUAGGACUCACUCCUCCAGAAAAGCCAGCUCCCUCAAGGAAACUGGUGCAAUUCUCUUUGACCCCCAAAGAAAAGACAAGCACUUGUUUUUAUUUUCAGAACACAAAAGAACCAAGAUGCCAACUGACUACGAAUGCUGUGCCUCCAGUCUGUCUUUGUGCACUGGCAGUGAGCCCGGGGGAAGAGGGCAGGGAAGACUUGCAUUUCUGAUAGUGCCCUUGCCCUUCUGUCUGUCACCCUGCAAGAUGCCCCAGGGCCAGACAGGCUUAGCUAGGCCAAAGUCACAGACUCGGGAGUUAUUGUACACUAUUGACCAUGCUCAUUUGUUCAGAAGUUAGAACAUCGGGCUGCACCAGGAAAAAAAAAAAAAAUCCUAUUCUCCUUUAGAUAAACAAGAGAUGUUUAAUAAUUGCUUUCUUGCAAUCAGCUUUUAUUUGCCUUAAUAUAAGCUUUUAAGCAGUUAUCUAACUAGUGUCCACAACCCUGUAACCAUAGUUUCACAUCUUCAGCUUAGACUGCCAUCUAAUAUAUCUGGGAUGUUUUCAGCAAAAAUGGGCUUUUCUAAUUGUCUCAUUCUAACAUGGCUUGUUUUGUAGGGGUGUUUAUCAGGCACGCAUUUCAGUUUUUAAACUAACUACAAAUCCAGUAAAAAGCUGUGUGAAAUUCAAGAAGAUACUCUGUGUGUGUGUGUGUGUGUGUGUGUGUUGCAACUGCCUUUCAUUUUAAUCAGUUUAGUAUCACUACCAUGUUGGUCGCUGUGCUGCAGUAUUGACUUGGAAUUCUGACCGCGUCCAUUCCAAAAUUCAGUCGUCAGCUAAUGGAUCACCUUUGCAGAAAGUCAUUGUGAUGGUGGAAUAUUUCAGAAAGAUGUUUUUAAAAAGGGAAGUAGCUUAUGUUUUUAAAGUUUUUUCAGUUUUAUAAUUAAGAUACUCUUAUCCUUCUUUUCUUAGUUAGAUAUUCUUUCAGUUGCAACAAAGGUUCACUAUGGAGCCAGACAAACUACAUUAGCCAUGUAUUACGUAUUUGCUUAUUUUCAAUUGUUUUCCAUCUGAUUUCAGCACAUUCUUUCCUCUUUUAAUCUAGUGGCUGAUUUUUUAGCAAACAGCGAGUUUAGACAACUAAGCUAUUAAGGUUUCAUUGUUGACAAAAUGAUUUUCCCAUACGUUCUUAUCAUGAGCACUAUUUUAAGCAUCCAAUGUGAUCAUUUAUCAUAGAAACACUUUGAACACCAGGCUUUGAUCAAAAGUUCUGUGAUAUUUCCUCUACUAAUUAAAACAAAUGAUUUCCCUUGGGGGAGAAAAGUGACUUCAUUCAUUACAAAGCUGUCUUUAGCAUGUGCUUUAUACAUCUGAAUCUGAAUCUGAAAAGGACAUUUUCAGGUGAUGUGUUUUUUUCAUGCUUAGGUAUACAUUUUUAAAAAUAAGGUAUGUUUCUUCGAUGCCAUGUGAAGAAGUUGCAGAAAUGAAGAAUUAGAAAGGUAAAGUUGCCAAGUCUUUAUAGAACUCUUAUAAGCAGCUCAUUUUUGCCCUCUGGGGUUGUGGCACAGCCAUUGGGAAUGUAGUGAGGCCACGGGGCUCUCCUAAUGCUGUGGCACUCAAGCGUGUCUCGUGUGCUGGGGUGGAGAUGGGCACAGAAAAACCCUUCUCUUCCUGCUUUCGAAAUACCUCGCCUUGACAUUCUGACAGAUCCUGCUUAUCAUUUAAGAUGAGCAAAAAGGCCACGCAGGUCAUGUAAGAGGUAACAAAGGAGAAGAAAUCUCAUGUGAAUUUCCAAGUUUUAGUUCAUUCUCAGUAUGUUUUUCAUUUAAGUAAAAGUAGCACCAGAAAAGGUAACUUUCUGAAUUGGUGUUUUUGAGAAUGCCAAACCGUAUUUUUAUUACUCUCCUUUGGAAAUCAUUGCCUUCGCAUAGAAAAUCAAAUUCAGGGACCACAAAUAAUUUUCAGCGGGACCGUCUGUCUAAUCAAAGGGGUCUGAGUUGUUUUUAGUUUUCUGUGUUGUUUUUGACAUUAAAAAAAAAAUCUUUACUGUUUGUUUGGUCUUCUUUUGCUUUAAACUUUUAAUUUGGUCUGAGAAAAGCCUGAAUGUGUGUGUGUGACAUUUGACUGAAGUGGUUUGGGGCCGCCUGUGGACAUUUGUAGACAGGUGGAAGGCUUCAGCGAUGUCCCAUUUUGACCAGUUGCAUUUGGUACAGAAUUUUGAAUAAGGGUGAAAAUUGUUGUCUUUGGAAAGCACAAAAGAAACCUGGAAAGGCAGUUCGGCUCAGGUAGCUACAAAUAACACUGUGUGUAAUUUUUACUUCAAAGCUGUUAAUGCAGCCAGCUCCUACUGCUAUUUACAUUCCCAGAUAACCAAGAAGCAGAUAUCUUUUCAUGGUCUUGCCUUAGUCAAAGGCCCUUUUCUCUGUCCUAAUCCUGGCUGUGGGUGAAAUUGGAAAUUACUAGUCUAUUGGAAAUCAGUUCCUGACAUAGCAAGGUUUGUUUUCAUAGCUGCAGCAAAAGAGGUCAGUUAGCCAAGUCACUGCUGCAUGUUUGUACUGUAUUAUUUUCAGAAAAAAAUAUAAUAGUCUGAGUCCAAGUUAUUUUGAUUUUAAAUUGAGAGAGAAAACAAACUGUCAAGCAAGUUAUAUAACAACUAACAACAUUGCACUUUCUGUAUAUGAAAUCAAUAUUUAAAUAACUUAUUUUUCUCCAUUGCUGUUCUUAAACAUUGUAAGUAGCUGUAAUAUACCAGUACCAAUAUGUUCUUGCAAUUGCUUCAGCCCAAGAAAGCUGUGUAUUGUUUUAAAAAUUGUAAAAAUUAUUGUGAUGAUUCAUUUAGCAAAAAGAAAGGUUGACAGAAGGGUUUUCCUAUGUAUCAAAACUUGUCUAUAAUUAUGUCAUCUAUGUACCUAGAAAAAAAAAGUAAAAUAAAUUUCUUCAGUUGAAUAUGC
Messenger RNA from Galeopterus variegatus (Sunda flying lemur), 6456 nucleotides. It is a transcript of the gene SASH1, whose product is annotated as SAM and SH3 domain containing 1. The transcript is spliced from 17 exons. Lineage: Eukaryota; Metazoa; Chordata; Mammalia; Dermoptera; Cynocephalidae. The coding region runs from base 101 to 3376 and encodes 1091 amino acids. Gene Ontology annotation, molecular function: protein binding. The record is from RefSeq and is a predicted model, not a curated record.